CUUUUGUGAGCCACAUGCUCUCUUAGCAUGUUUAAGGCAUCCUUUACACUCCCCCCUACACCCCAUUCGAACUCCCCAAGAUAAGAGUGAAGGAGAGAGCCACAUAACCAAGAUAAGCCAAAGAGAGAGCAAGCUGUCCGCAGGUUCGUUCUUCAGUGCGUAGCUCUGAUUGUUUGAGCCAUAACUCGAGAUUCACUCGUCCAAUUAAGGAGUAUAAGAUACCAAAAGAAAGAUCUCAAGACGAGGAAUCCGUGGAUGUCUGGUUUGCAUCAAUCGGAGUAGUGGAAGGCUUCCAAAUCGUCCGAGCAAAACACAACCUCGCGGAAUACGUUUUUGUAUUCAAAGUUAGGGAACGAAUUCGUCGGGAAACACCCGUUCUAGGGACUGUUUUUGCGUCUUCGGUUAGGAGUUGAACUAGCACUUUGAGGGGGCUGUUUAACACUCAAUUCCAAGCAAGGAAUCAGUUCUAAAACCUUCUUGGCCGAGGCUUUGGUCGUUGGAGCGAGAAGGAAGGUUUUAAAGCUCAUUUGAGGUGAGGACCGACAUCUAGUUGCUUACAACUUGUAGGUUAUGCAUGAGAUUACCUAAAUGCUUGAGUCAUGUUUUUGUGAAUAAAUAUGCUUGAACAUGAUAUGAAUGAUAAGUAAUGGACUUGACCAUGAAUUGAAACCAUAUUGAUGAAUAUGGAGUCAUGUGAGAUAAAAGUAUGCUAAUAUGGUAAAUUGACCUUCCAACUCAUGUAUGAAUGUUAUGUGUAUGUAAAUGUAUAAUUUCAUGAUGAUGCUUAGCACAUGGGAGGCUGCCACAUAUCUAUUGAUAUGGAGGGGCUACCAUUUAUGAUAAAUGAGUUGUAGGAAUAAUCUUAAUAGUAUUGUGAUGCUAGUUAAGGAUUGUUCAAAAUGUUGAUAGAAUCAAACUUAAGGUUUGAGUUGUUUGUGAUGAACUUGAAUAAGAUUCAAGUGUCAAGUGUGAUUGUAUGAAGUAGGAGAUCUAUGGUGUGAUUAUAUGAAGUAGGAGAUCUAUGGUGUGAUUAUAUGAAGCAGGAGAUCUAUGGUGGGAUUGUAUGAAGUAGGAGAUCUAUGGGGUGAAUACAUGAAGUAGGAGAUCUAUGAUGUGAAUACAUGAAGUAGGAGAUCUAUGAUAUGAUUAUAUGAAGUAGGAGAUCUAUGAUGCGAGUGCAUGAUGAUGUACCCGAGCCUAACUCUAGAAAUGAGAAGUUAUAUUAGGGUUGGACCCUAUGUAUUGUCGUGACUAUUAGUCACGGGGUUUGGGAAAUGUUUUAUAACAAACACGGGCCUUUGAGCCGACUACUUGACUUUAUAUAAAGUAAGUAUGUAUUUUGAAAGGGGUAAUCUGGGAUUACGGCCUAUACUAUAUUAUCACCCUAUUUGAGGGUCUUGUGUGUGAAAUACUUGUUGUAUAUCUAUUAGAUGCCUGCCACACCAGCACUUUAUAGCCCUAUAGAGUGCUGACCCCUUCGGGGGCGUCCCACCACCAUUUUUCAGGUUGAGGCUAGAGCUUGCUUCCUGUGCUCGUUGCUCGAGAGAUCAUAUAGGAGGGAAGACUUGGUUCGUGCUUCCUCCAUUCUGUUUUUAAACCUUUCUAAACAUGCUCAUGGAUAUUUUACUAUGGAGCCUGCGUGCUCAUGAAAUGCCUUGUGUGGCCCUUUUGUUUUAAACAAUGUUUCCGCUGCGUUAUGAAUUACUUAUUAUGUUUGUUUAUGGAUGUAUAUGUGUGAAUGAUAUUCAAGACGCCUUGUAUAAUAUGAAUGUGUUGGACUGCGGUUGACUAUUCGUAUUGUACGGCGGGUUGUUGACGUGUCCGGAUAGGUCCGGGGCGUGACAAUUAAGUUGGUAUCAGAGCCUUAGUCCAUAAACUUCAUAAUGAAGUCUCAAAAUUCUCUUUUCAAAAUGAUUUUUGAAAACCAUGAGCAAAAACGUUUUGUACUUAAGAACUUUUGGUGUUUGCGUUGCAAGGUCUCUAAUUGUUAAGAUGGCGCCCUUAACGAUUGGUAUGGCUCAUUCUAAUUAUUUCUUUCAGCGAUGGAGGGUGAUGGUGGUAUUAUGAAUAGGGAGAACUCGGAAGGGUUUGCACCGGGUGGAACCGGGCAUGCCAACCGAGAAAAGCCCUUAGGACCAAAGGUGCACGAAACUCUUGAAGCUCAAAUCGUGAGUGGUGGUCAUGUUAAGACCAAGGAAGAAUCACCUUGUUAUGGCAAAACUGAACCACUCAAGGCUUCGGGUGACGAAGGAGAUGAUUUGAGUGAUGAGGACCUUGAUGGUGCACCCAUUGAACAAAUGGGCAUGGUCAUAGAUUGGCUUCAACGUGAACGUGUGAGGCUUAUACAAAAACGCCAAGCUAGGCAAGCUGAGGGCAUACCAUUAGUAAGGAAAAGGAAGCGGGGAGACAACGAUUCCCAAAGACAUUCAAGGAGGACAAACGUUGAGGGUGACAAAACCUUCAGGGCGCAGACACUAUCACUUGAGUGGAGUCGAGGCUUAGGUGGCCCGAACUCGAGGUCAAAAGGUCCGAGGGUACCUAAGUGCAACAAUUGCAAGAAACACCACUCGGGUAAGUGUCAGGACCCUCCCAGGUGCUAUCAAUGCACAGAGGUCGGGCACACGAGAGUGAGUUGCCCACAAAUUGUGCAAAACCAAACUUCGGGGUCAAGUGGUGGAACUACAAGAAAUGAAAACCAAACCGAGGUUUCUCAAGGGAGCAGGGGACAUGGGGGAGCAAGCACGAGCAACGCGCCAUCCGUGAACCAAGGAAGGACCCAAGCUAGGGUCUAUGCGAUGACGGAGGCGGAUGCUCAAGCUAACCUGGAUUCCGUUGAAGGUUGAGGCUAGAGCUUGCUUCCUGUGCUCGUUGCUCGAGAGAUCAUAUAGGAGGGAAGACUUGGUUCGUGCUUCCUCCAUUCUGUUUUUAAACCUUUCUAAACAUGCUCAUGGAUAUUUUACUAUGGAGCCUGCGUGCUCAUGAAAUGCCUUGUGUGGCCCUUUUGUUUUAAACAAUGUUUCCG
Cuscuta epithymum is the source of this 3022-nucleotide messenger RNA. NCBI's taxonomy places the organism in Eukaryota, Viridiplantae, Streptophyta, Magnoliopsida, Solanales, Convolvulaceae. The record is from the annotation of a GenBank genome assembly.